Molecule: messenger RNA, 2337 nt
Organism: Cantharellus anzutake
Lineage: Eukaryota; Fungi; Basidiomycota; Agaricomycetes; Cantharellales; Hydnaceae
Product: Cupredoxin
Exons: 16
Coding region: 191-2125 (644 amino acids)
Molecular function (GO): copper ion binding; oxidoreductase activity
Source: RefSeq, a predicted model, not a curated record
GGCUCUCCUGUUGGCUUUUUCCUUCCAGCGGGCAAUUGUCAGAUGCUUGCGAGCCCUCGCUUCUGGAGAUCUGGCUAAGGGCUGGUCGGCUUUGGCCGGAUCAAAUUCAAUCCAACACUCGAAUGCAAGUCGACUGGACCCCCUUAACCUGCCUACCCCUUGGGGCAGACUACAAACUUGAUCAUUGAUCAUGCCAUGGGAAGAGGGCUUUUCUGAUACCGGGACUGGUCGCAGGAGUAUCCGAAAAACUUGCUCUGUCUUAAUUUUUAUUGUCGUGUUCUUUGCUUUGGUUUUGCACAUUCAUUUUGGGACUGGGUUUGGGUUACGACAUGACUGGACGACCACAGAUACGAGGGAUGGUGACGAGAUGUCAGGUAAUGAUCAACAUGGCCACAAUGGCCCGUCUAAGAAACCAGACCUGUCAAGAGAUGACGGGCGGUUCUUGCUUGAUGCUGCUUGGAACUAUACUGCACCUCCCACAAUUCGUGUCUACCAUUGGACAAUAUCGGAAGUCCUGGCUUCACCUGGAGCUAUGCCGAAACCUGUUUUGGUCGUUAACGGUCAAUCUCCGGGACCCACCAUUCGAGCCAAUCUUGGUGAUCGUAUCAUCGUUAAAGUGAAGAAUCUGCUGAGAAAUGUCACGGCCAUUCAUUGGCAUGGACUGUAUCAGAAUGGGACGAACUACUUUGAUGGGACCUAUGCGAUCACCCAAUGCGGUAUCCCUGCGAAUGGGGGGACAUUCACCUAUAGUUUCAUCGUUCAAAAUGUUGGUACAUAUUGGUGGCAUGCCCAUUACUCUACGCAGAGCACAGACGGUUUGUACGGCGCACUUAUUUUGCACUCGCCCCAUGAAAUUUUCCGCCGUGCUGUUCAUUAUGACCAAGAUGUAGUCGUUAUGAUUGGGGAUUAUUACUCGACUUAUUCCGAAAUCCUUUUGAAACGGUUUCUCCGGUAUGGUACUGGGAUUGAUGGCCAACCUGGAGACGAACCAUCUCCGGACGGUGGCGUAAUCAACGGUAUUUCGCAGGCAAGAUGCGCCUACAUUCCUGCCACCGAUUUGACCCUCCCUGAGCGGCGAAGCGGAGGAUUUUUGUCUUCGGUUGACGGGGACGCGAGUCGAUCACCUCCCGGUCAGCUGGAACAGCCUGUCAUCAACGAGAUAAACGAUUGUGCUUCAAAUGCGGACAUUAAUUACCCCAUUUUACCAUUAGAAGGGGGGAAAUCGUACCGCUUUCGAGUUAUCAACGUUGGGAGCCUGACAAGUAUGGCAUUCUCGAUUGACAAGCAUUCCAUGAGUAUUGUCGAGGCCGAUGGCGUCGAUGUGGAGCCCAGGAUCACAGAGCGGCUUGUUGUGGGCAUUGCCCAGCGAUACAGCGCUGUUGUAAGCCUUGACAGGAAAGCCUCUGCGUACUGGAUCAGAGCAGUGAUGGAGACGAAUUCACUACGAUAUAACAAUCCAAAUCUUAAUCUCACUACUCUCGGGAUAUUGAGAUAUGAUGGUGUGGCAGCUGGCACUAAACCUCCGGAGACCCCCGCACCGUUGUCCCCUAGGUCGCUAUCGGACGACAAAGACUUUGUACCCGCUGGGAGACUAGAUGCUCCCAAAGCAACUAAGGUGGUCAGUGUAACUGUCUCCAUGCAGUACGAUGUGAAUGGAGAUUAUCGCUCCUUCUUCAAUAAUACUUCGUGGGAGCCUUUGACAUCCACCUCAACAUUACUUGAAAUUUCCCGCGUAGCAAAUUCACUGUCAUACCACCACCCGGAUCAGCUUCUUGUGUCAACACGAGGUGUGGAGACAAUAGACCUCAUCGUCAACUCCCUCGAUGAUGGGGACCAUCCUUUCCAUUUACACGGGCAUACAUUUUUCAUCGUCGGGUGGGGAGCAGGGAGAUAUAUUGGUCAAGCACUCAGCCAUAUAUCUCCAAUGAGACGCGAUACAGUGAUUAUACCUAAGUAUUCUUGGAUGGCGCUCAGAUUCACGGCGGAUAACCCUGGAGUCUGGGCCUUUCAUUGUCACAUAUCGUGGCAUGCGGAAGCUGGACUAGUGAUGCAGUUCGCCAACCUGGCCAACCAGCGCCAUUUGAGCAUACCGCCUGAUGUGGAAGCCCUGUGUCGAAAUGACUAAGUGUAGCCCAUGUUAUUAGUAAUAAUGUUGCUUCUGUGUUCAAGGAUGCAGUUUUUCCUGAUAUUGCCUGCGGAUUCUGUCGUAGUCUGUGCUCUCGUCCGACUCUCGCGCCCACUUCCGUUCGCUCUGAACCAAAUAUCUCGUGCUAUCAUGGGCAAUAUUUAUAUCGAUGUUGUCAACGUGUUUGCGCUGGAACUGUGGGUCCUUGCCAU